Paramacrobiotus metropolitanus is the source of this 5352-nucleotide messenger RNA. RefSeq lists its product as uncharacterized. The transcript is spliced from 18 exons. Lineage: Eukaryota; Metazoa; Tardigrada; Eutardigrada; Parachela; Macrobiotidae. Gene Ontology annotation, biological process: cilium assembly. The record is from RefSeq and is a predicted model, not a curated record. Gene Ontology annotation, cellular component: BBSome; membrane. Bases 247 to 4887 code for a protein of 1546 amino acids.
AAACAUGGUUUGCUGUGCGGUAUAAUCAUUAUAGAGAUUUAAUUAAGUUCUAAAGGAACGGGUUGGGUAUUACUGCUGCAUCGUUCUAUCUGUACUGCACUUACAUUAUUUAGUCACCGCAUCAUAUUGUCAGUAAUACGAAUUGCAACGUUCGGUGAAAGCUGGAAACGGAUAGUGCCUUCGAACACUCAAGAUUACUUGUUUUUAGAACGUUGCUUCCACAACUCAGAUGGUUACCGAUUUAGAAUGUCGGUAUGGAAAGCCCGCGAAUACUGGGAUGCCCCACGCAUGCAGGAAGUGACAUCCAACGAGAGCAUUAUUCCUGGUUGUGCCGCCACUCUGGAUGUUCGCUGUUCGCGUGGAUGUCUCUGCACCGUCAGACUUGCCGAAAGCCCCGCAUCCGAUGUCAUAAUCGUGGGAACCUGGAAUGGCAUCCUCCGUGGUUUUUUUCCAGACAAUGUACCCUAUGCUUCUCAGCAGCUGCUUUUUGAGAAAGCUCUGGAUGCUCCGGUACUGCAACUGGAAGUCGGCAACUUCAUACUUGGACCGUCGACUUCUGGACCUGGAGGAUUCCAGUUGGCCGUACUGCACUCAGAGAAAGUCAGCAUGUUUUAUUGUACGAUUGCCAAAAGUGAUUCUGAAAACGUGGAUUUGUUUCCCUUACGAAGUUACAAAUUAACAGCUCCCGCUUACUGCAUGGUUAUCGGCACAUUCGGUGGCGUAAAGGGUCGGCAGAUGUUGUGCGUUGCUCGGUUGGACGGGAAACUGACACUGAUCGACCAGGAAACCGUUACAGAAACACCAACUUUGGAUGAUUUUCUCCUGCCAGGACCUCUUUGCUAUGUGCCAAGCAGGGACUAUUUCAUCAUGGGGACAUCUUCGUGGACAGCAGAGUGCUAUUCAUACAGCGAAUUGGCGUCGAAAGCCGGAAUCGGUACAUCGAAGCCCACGCAAGCUGUGAAAAUAAGGAAAACGUGGGUAUAUAAUUGCGGCGAGCACUUAAUCGAUAUUAGGCAUACUGGUGAUGGCCCUAAAAAUGGGAUUGUCGUGCUCGGUGAGCGACAUAUUUUCCUCCUGGAUCCCAAUGGUUCCAUGCGAUCGAUACGUCGGCUCGAUGCUCCUGCUAGUUUAAUUUACCUGUACCCUGCAGCUAAAGAGUCAGCGUUCAAUAUGCUUUUGGCGUCAACUUCACAAACCUUAUUGGUGUACGAAGAUUUUGUUCCCAAGUGGACAACACAAUUUCCGUAUACUAUUAUGGAUGUCAAAGUGGCUCGGAUAGCAAAUGGCGAGGGCAUUCUCGUUACACUCGCCGAAGAUGGGCACGUAACGGCAUGGUAUCUUGGUACCGAUCCGGAAAUUUACGAAGUGAAAACCGUUGUGGCCACGCGCAAAUUUGGAGAAGAAGAAAUGAAAUUAGAAACCACUCGCCUGGCCAGUUUGAUAAAGCAGCAUGAGGACAACCCGAACGAAAUAAAACGGGAUCCUGUUCUGGGAACCGACGCCAAAUUGUUAUCGAUAACUGUGAAAGAAUUCAGUACCGUCAUCUAUGCUUUUGAUCCAAAGAGCAGCUCCGGUCAACGCUUUCCCUCCACGAAAAGCCAGUUAGGCGUUACUCCAGUGGGGAGCGGUUUGACGGAUGUCAGAGCCGAAAUUCGUGUUCCGGUUCCCUUUAUAACACACCCUGUGGAACUGCAAAUCGGGACACUAACGAAACUGACGAACGUCGACUUCGCAUUGCAAAAUAAUCUCUCGACGUCGCCUUACGAUUUACGAGGGGAGGUCAUUGUGUACGCCACCAAUGAGGAUCGCCUGUACCUUCAAAAAGAACAAUUUCAAAUCCCACUGAGCAUGGUCGCCCAAAGUGCUCCUUUAUCAAAAAAGGGGUCGAUAAAGUUGGACUUUGAAAUUGGACCGAAAUCUUUGAAAGUUGCGGAAAUGUUCCCGGAUUUCUCAGCCCAACAAGAUGAGACUGGGAUGACUGUGGAUUUUUACGGGUUAGGAUUGGUGACAAUGUUGAUCUCGAAGAAACAAGAAUCAAAGGUUCGCAUUCAAAGCGACAAUUCCGGGUUGCUUUGUGUUAUUUGCGAAGAAGUGCGCAGACGUCUACCAUUCAUCUACCCCGGGAACAAUAUGACAUGUGUUUCUCCACUUCCGACUACAUAUUUACAAGAACUGUUAGAUAAAAAAGUUCAGGUCCAGAAAUCAUAUGAUGCGCUUAAAGAGGACCUAAACGCUUGGACAAUACAACUGUUUGCCGUUCAAAAACGCUUUCUAACACGCUUAAAAGACCAUGAUGCCGGUAUUGUACAUCAGCUGGAAGAGCUGCUGGAUGCCACGCAAGACAAAAUAAUAGCCAUCCUACAGGAACUGGAAAAUACCCAAGCGAAUCUGGCUACUAUUAGAUCCACAUUGACGAGUGCCAUAUCCCUGAUACACUGGCUGAUUCGAAUAAAUAACCAGAAACUUACAGUGGCAGAAAAACGUUUAAUCGAAGCGGUCAUAGCGCCGGAAUCCGAUAACGUGGUCAAUGACGAAGAUGAGUCAUGGGAAAAGGUCACCAGCGAUUCGGUGAGCUUUUACAAGCAGAACGUCUUAAAAGAGGACGACGAAGUUGGAGUGAAGCUUAGCGAAACCAAUGCUCUUUCCAGUGCUGUUGAGCUGAUGAAACGUGCGUACCACAAUCAGAUUGUCCCAGGAAAAGGCGGCAAGCCGGGCGUCAGGUCGUCAGAUGUUGAGAACGUUGUUGCAUACUUCCAGAAAGAGACCGAAGAUCAGAUGCCAGGAAAACUCAUUACGUCGCUGUCAUAUUGGGCGUUCUCAUUUUGUUACCUUAAUACCAAAUUCUUCAAAAUGUUCUCAGUUUUUGUAUCUUUAGCGAUCGCUUUUGCGGUGGUCAACGCCGCCUUGCCAUCCGGUUAUGAAAGCAAGACAGCCGCCGAAAAACAGGGCAUUUUAUGGUCCAAGAUCAGCGCCACGCCCUACGCAGCCGGCAGCCUACCAAAAGACAACUACGGCCCCAUCACCAGUCUUCAGUUGUUGAUGUCAGAUUUCGAUAGAAAGGCCUUUACAUGGGAUGGCGAUGAAAUCGAAUCCGGGCGUCCCAAACUCAUCCAUACCUUUGGAAGUGCCGCAAAGGUCACCCUCAAGAUCUUCCCUAAUUCCACCUACAGCGGUCUCUUUAAGGCCAACUCUAGCAAUCUCGGCAUUGCGCGUCUGUCACUGGCCCAGCAGGAUGACAGCAAUUACAUUCCCGGAAUGGCACUCAAGUUUCUGGUUUCCGGCAAACCUUCGCACAAUUUGCAGGUGAUGAACUCCGUGGAUGGACAAGGCGCCAACAAAAAUUUUUUUGCCAAGACCUUCACCAAUUUCAUUCCGGAGGCGGAAAGCCUCAAACUGAAGUUUCUGGCUACCCGCUUCCAUGCGGCGAUCGAGAGUUUGUCAGACAAAGAGUGCGAGCGACCGCUGGAUGAAGGCAAAUUGCCGCUGCUCACACCGGCAUCGCUGGAGCACAGUGGCAGCGCUGUGGGUCUGCCAAAAGCGCCCACGGUUCUGAAUUUUGUUCCUAAUCCGGCAGUGGGUUGGAAAGAAUCUUCCACGGAUGAUCUGCGUGUUAACUUGGCCAAGAUUCCCGUGGGCUCCGUUCUGUAUACGGUCAAAGCCAAGGCCACCCAGACGUCCACUAAAGAGGAUCCGAUUGGACAGUUGGUGCUGGACAGCUCUUUCGUGGCUUCCGAGUACGAAGACAAGACUUUAUUCUUUAAGCAUCAUGCACAGCGCUGUUUUCGCUUCGCUAUUUACGGCACGGAAAGAACCUCACACCUAGCAGACGACUUUAUGGUACACCUAAGGUAUUUCUUAAGGCCAGUAAGCAGACUGCAUAUAUCCAUUUGCUGCGCUAGAUUACACAUGGUCCAUUUAAAAAUGUCCACAUUCAUAAGCUUAAUUGCAAUAACCGUUUUGGGCUCUUUGAGCACAUCACAUGCUACUCUGCCGGCCAAUUACGUGACCCUGACAGGAACAGAAAAACAGACGACAUUAUGGAACAACAUCAUUUCCAGCCGGUAUCCAUCCAACAAGCCGUUGCCGACCCAAGGUCCGGAUCUAAUGAACACGGUGCUGCCCAACGUACUGAAUCCAACCUUCGCUCAAAAGCCCUUCACUAUUGUUUCCGAUGAAAUGCCGCCCGGCCGACAGAAACUCCUUCACAGUUUUGGUACGGUGGGAAAGGUCACGCUAAAAAUGCUGUCCAAUUCGCCCUACACCGGUGUAUUCAAGGCGGGUAACAAUGUUCCUGGUUUGGCCCGACUGUCGGUGGCACUGUACGAUAUGACCAAUAUCCUCCCGGGUGUAGCGCUCAAAUUAUUCAUCACUGGUCAACCGUCUGUCAACAUUUUCGCCAUGGAUAACGAGAAGGGCUUGGAAGGUCAGGGGUCUAAUCGAAACUUCUUUGCUAAGAAUUUUAGUAACUGGAUCCCGAGUCCGAGUCCCAACAACGAAUUCCUACAGAACCUGGGGAAAUCAUUUCAUCAAGCUAUCAGCACACUGCCAGGCGGUGCGUGUGGACGUCCUUUGGAUGAGAACAAAUUGCCGUUGAUGCAGCACGCCAUGGUGGAGCCGAACGGACAAAAUGCGUCCAAUGCGAAGGCGCCUUUGAUUCUGACUUUCGCUCCGAAUCAAGCCAUUGCUCUGAGCCCGACCGACUCUACAGAUUUCAGAGAAUCUUUGGCCAAGAUUCCCGUUAAUACGAUGCUGUACCAGAUAUAUGCCAAGACGGCGCAGAAUGGACGUGACGAGAUGAUCGGGCAACUGAUCCUGAACAGUCAGUUCGUGGCUUCGGAUUGGGGUGAUAACAAACUGUUCUUCCAACAUAGCGGAAAACGCUGUUGAACAGUUCCUGGACGCCGGUUAUACUACCCGCCACAAUACCCAUCCCUAAAUGCAUAUGGAUAAGGGCGUGGUAAUCCUCAUUUACUAUUAUUGUAUGACUACAGAUAACAGUGCGCCUUCAAGUUCUUUGAUAAUGUGUAAGUAAAUAUGGAUUAUGGAAAAAUUUUGCUUUUUAAAAGCUUUGUGCCGGCACAUCCGACGCGCAUUCAGUUAUAAAAACAGCGUUAACACAUUAAAAACUCGUGUAAUAGAAAGACAUUCGGAUUAUUGCGGCAUGUCGCAUUGCCUAGUUAUGACAUUAAAAUAUCCUAACGUACCUUUAAUAUCUACCAACCGUCAUGCACCUAAAAAGAGAUCUUGUUUGAAUUACAAUUGAGACUAACAACAUAAAAUGCAAAGGAAAGCACAAGGUAUGCAAUUUGUCAAAACGCAGUGAAUGAUUGGUUGGGAUAAAAUAUUUCCUUG